Blepharisma stoltei is the source of this 876-nucleotide messenger RNA. Lineage: Eukaryota; Ciliophora; Heterotrichea; Heterotrichida; Blepharismidae. The record is from the annotation of a GenBank genome assembly.
AUGAAAAGCAGAAACAGUUACAAAGAAUCUAUCAGUGAUGAGCAAAUAUUAAAUCAAUCACCCAAAAUCAAAAUUCUUCAAAAAGAAGUUGAAAUUCUUGCAGAUAAUUAUCACGUUCUAUACAUGAGUGAAUUUCGAAGCUUAGGAACAAUCAAUAUCUGAACCCAUAAAAAUUCAUUAAAAAAACUAAGGCUGCCAGAAAAAGCUGCAAAUCGCUUUACAGCUAUUUGUCGAAUUCCAGGAAAUAAGAUAUUCUGCUAUGGAGGUGUAAAAUUCGAUGGAUCAUGAUCUGGGAUGACAUUCACUAUCGAUUCAAAUAAUGAAAUUGAAAUUUUUGAGUCUGGGAAUCCAUGCAUUCAGGCAUGCUGUAUUUAUUUUGACGGUUGUGUUUACACCAUUGGAGGUCUCACCAACCAAUUUAAGAGAUUUAAUCUAUCUCUAAAAAUGUGACAAAAAAGAGUAGAAUGCCAUUCCCAACGCUUCUCUACAGGAGGACAAAUUCAAGGAUUCAUUAUUUAUUCUAAUUUAGAAGAUGGUAUAAAUAUUUAUGAUCCAUAUGCAAAUACCCACCAAACAGUGCUAUCUCUUCCUCAUAGCUGAAAAAAUGUGUUUGUUGGGAGUAAUAAUAGAACUUAUUGUUUCCAAUUUUAUGAGAGUAUCUAUGAAAGUGGUUUUAAUAAUGUUUUUAAAUGGAAUAAUAUUGGAAAAUGCAAUUUGGUUUUAAAAGAUAUUUUUGGAUGUCCUACUAAUUUCUGCAAUAAAAUAUAUUUUUUAAAUGGAGAUGAUGUUUGUGAAUUUGACUUAGGUAAAAAGCAAAUUAAAGUUAGUUUUAGUUUCACAUGGCUUGGGGCCUAUUCAGAAUGCUGCACAUUUUAA